GUAGUAUUCGAAAUAAAAGAAGAAACCGAAGGAGAGAACAAUCAUGUUUGGGAAGGGGAGGAAGAAUAUAGAUUUCAAGAAUUACAAGGGAUUAAAGCCCACAAAAAUCAACAACAAGGAAGGUGAAGAAGAGUUUUACGGAUACGUCUAUACCGGAAAGUACCUGAACAAUGGAGAACCUAUCGAUUUCGAAAACAAUCAUGGACAACUUCCAAAUUUCGGAACCCACAAACCUGUUGAGCAGUAUGUUCACAUGCAUCAUCCACCCAUUAAUUAUGGCUAUACCGGCAAGUACCUAAACAAUGGAGAACCUAUCGAUUUCAAAAACAAUCAUGGACAAUUUCCGAAUUUCGGAACCCACAAACCUGUUGAGGAGUAUGUUCGUAUGCAUCAUCCACCCGUUAAUACUGGACGAUCAUAUCGUGCAGAUUGGGGAAAGUUUUCUUUAUUUCAGGGGUUCUAGUAUAGUUAUGGAUUUGAGGAAGCAAGAUCUCUUUAUUUUUCAGGUUUUAGUAUAAUUUGUCUGGUCAUGGACCAUUGUAUUUUUCUCGGCUUAUUUUAAAUAUAACCCUCACUUUUAUUAACGACAGCUCAUUUUAUGUAUAAAAAAUUUAAAG
This is a messenger RNA of Papaver somniferum (opium poppy), 617 nucleotides long. RefSeq lists its product as uncharacterized. The record is from RefSeq and is a predicted model, not a curated record. The coding region runs from base 44 to 463 and encodes 139 amino acids. The transcript is spliced from 2 exons. Lineage: Eukaryota; Viridiplantae; Streptophyta; Magnoliopsida; Ranunculales; Papaveraceae.